UCACACUCAGCACAGUUCAUUCUAUAGUUGAGCAAGGACGUGAUGUGUAUUUAAAACAAAAAUAGAAUAUUGGAAUUAUUUGACCGUAUUGUCCAGUCUGAAUUUCAAUAGCAGAGUUACUUCAUCAGCAAAAAUAUUCUGGUAGAAUAAUAUGGUGUCGACGGAAUAUUCAGGUCAAUUCACAAGCCACUCUGUCUCUGUCAUUUGUACCGUCAUCUUCUUGCAGGUACUAAGUUAUGGAUUUUGCAGUGGAUCACAGCUUGAAGUCAGUGAAGGGCAGAAACUUCUGAAUAGCAUAGACAAAAAUGACGAACCACAAAAUCCCCCACUCCAAGCAUCAGAUUCACAAAAUCCUGUCUUUCAGACUCCUCCAUCUUGCCCAAACUUGAGAAAUCCAUUCAAAUUUUUCACAGAAAGAUCCUCACAACACCCAAAUGGGAAAGAUAACUCCUUAUCAGGUGAUACAGUAUUUGGAUCUCCGUUCUUCAGUUCUUCUCCAAUUUCAAAUUUUCUAAAAAAUGUUUACACAAAUGAUAGAGGAAGGGCUGGCCAAUCACCUUACAUAAAUCAGGCGUCGAAAAUGUGCUAUCAAUAUCAAAAACCGGGACAACCUCCAGUUAAAAUGGUAUGUUAUUAUAAUACCAAUAAUGGGCUUGGUAACUAUUACAUUUGCCGUGGAAAAGGAGCCGAAUCGAACAGAAACUCAUACUUCCAAUCACCCACAAACCCCCACAAUUCAUUAAAAAGUACAGUAAGUAAUCAAGAGUCAGUUGAAAAUAGUUGUUCCUUGAAUAAAAAUGUCACUUCUUGUCCCAAAACAAAAUUCCCAGGAGCAACUAGUCUAGGAAAGGAGGAUUUAUCUCUAAUCACUGAUACUUUAUCUCCUAUUUAUGACUGGGCGGAACAAAAACACCGAGAAGUAACUGAUAUUGAUCGUUAUGAAUGUCUAAUAAAUUUGAUUGAUAGACUGAAGUGCCGUAUAGCAGACGAAAAAAAUAAGUAUUUGGCUAGUUUAUCUAGCGAGUCUGAUAGCGAAACAGAGAAAUCAGUUAUCAAUAAGAGUCAAGAAGUUAACAAAAAGUUCCCAUCAAAAACCCUUGAUAACCAAAAUAUGGGUAGUUCUGUUAGAUUGGGAAGUUCCCCUGAAACUCAAACAUUGGUUGAAAGUAAUGAAGAGUCUAAAUUAUUUGUCCUGGAUCCUGUCCAAUGUGAAAUUUCUGAUGGAGAUUCCACUUGUUUGAAGAUAAUCAAGCGUCAUGUUUAUCCCACAAGAUGUGAUUGUGGCUAUCCAUUAAAAAAUAAUGGAAAAUGUCCAUGUGGUUCCUGGCCACCUAAUCAGAGGAGAUACUAUGGUCCAUAAAUUCAGCUUUAAAUUCUAUUUCCAUAGAUACGGUAUUUAAAAUAUUUCUCAUUUGUGAUGUAGACAGUAGUUUUGAUAUUUUGUUGAUAUAUUAAUCUAAGACUGAAUAAAAUAUGAAUUAAGUUUGUU
Nilaparvata lugens (brown planthopper) is the source of this 1489-nucleotide messenger RNA. RefSeq lists its product as uncharacterized. Lineage: Eukaryota; Metazoa; Arthropoda; Insecta; Hemiptera; Delphacidae. The transcript is spliced from 2 exons. Bases 152 to 1360 code for a protein of 402 amino acids. The record is from RefSeq and is a predicted model, not a curated record.